This is a messenger RNA of Nerophis lumbriciformis (worm pipefish), 1035 nucleotides long. NCBI's taxonomy places the organism in Eukaryota, Metazoa, Chordata, Actinopteri, Syngnathiformes, Syngnathidae. The record is from RefSeq and is a predicted model, not a curated record.
AUGGAGCCGAGCGUGGGGGCGACCAUGAUGCUGAUGGGCUCGAUCCUGGCGCUCCCAUUUUUGACCUUCUUCACGGCCGUGCGGAUCUGGCCCAGUUUGAUCAUUCGGGCUUAUAAUUGGUGGAUGCGUCUGAAGCUGGGCCUGACCAUCCGCUACUCAUACAGCGGCGGCUACUGCUUCUGCUAUUUCACCCGCGGGACGCCAGGGGGCACCACGCCAUCCUUACUGCUGCUACAUGGCUUCUCUGCCUCCAAAGACAUGUGGUUGCCCUUCGUCAAGUACCUCCCCGUAGACCAGCACGUGCUGUGCGUGGACAUGCCGGGACACGAGGGGACCAGCCGGACCGGGUCGGACGACUAUAGCAUUCGGGGGCAGGUUGCCCGAAUCCAUCAGUUUGUGCAGAGCGUCGGUUUGGACAAAAGACCUUUCCACCUGGUGGGAACAUCCAUGGGGGGCAAUGUAGCGGGGGUGUACGCCGCCACCUACCAACCGUACCUAUCUGGCGUUACCUUGAUGUGUCCGUCAGGUUUGGUAUAUCCCACCGAAACGGAGUUUAUCGUCCGUCUGAGGGAGAUGGAGAAGAACCCCGGCGAUUAUUCCAUCUCUCUCAUUCCGUCCACGGACCAGGAGUUGGAAGACAUGUUGCGCCUGUGCUGCUAUAAGCCUCUCAAGCUGCCCAGACAGGUGCUGCGAGGCCUGCUGGACAACAGGAUGCGACACAACCACUUCUACAAAGAAUUGUUCAUGGAGCUAGUCGAGGAAAAAUCUCGCCACUCACUGCAAGAAGCUCUACAUUUGAUCACGUCGCCCCUUCAAGUCAUUUGGGGGAAGCAAGACAAGGUUUUGGAUGCUUCCGGGGCAUCUGCGCUUAAGGCGGGGGUUCCCCACAGUCAGCUGUUCCUAUUAGACGACUGCGGCCACACCAUCGCGCUGGAGAGACCCAGGACGGCCGCCCAGCUGGUCAUGGAUUUCCUUUCCGCACAAAAAGUCUGCAACAAGAACGUUGAGGAAAAAAAUUCUGGAGAUUACAAAUGA